UUAUCUCUCACCAAUUUAGACACAGAACUCAAGAUGUCCUGGACAAAUGCAACCCUGCUGGCCCUCCUCGCCGUGCUUCAUGUACUUUCCUCAUGGGAGCCUGUUUUAAUUUAGAGCCUUCAUGUCUUGUCCCCUGGCCCAGUGUCUCCAGAGGCCGACUCUGCAGCUGUGCCCAGCAGCACAGGAAGCUCUAGAGACCCACAAGGUCUGCUUAAGAAGAUCUUCAUGAAUGAGGCCGAUGCAUCAAACUUCUUCAGAAGACGCAGCAGACGGGGUGUGAAGUCUCAGGAUGAGAUUACCGCUGAGCAGAGGCAGAUUCUGGCUGCAGAUGAACGGAAGAGAGAGUUUCACGAGGAGAAGAGGAAUGAGUUUGAGAGUUACGCUGAAGAGGAGCACGAUGAACAAAACGAGAGGACCAGAGAGAGCACCGAGCAGUGGAGAGAGUUUCACUACGACGGGAUGCAUCCUUCUCAAGAAUACAACCGUCAGUCCAUCUGAGACUGAGAGGAGAGAGGUGACGCUGAAAGAAACACCUGUAACUUCACAAUGAGGCAUUUCUCCUCAGACCUUUGACCUUUGAAUGCGUAAAAGUAAUGAUAAUUGCAAACUUUUUCAAAUGGAUUUCUUUUGAAGCCCCAAAAUGUAGAAAGCUUUUGAAAUGGUAACCUCUUUGCCACAAACUGGGCUGCACAUUUAAUGAAAAAGACAUUGUUGUUUCACACAGCAAACAGUUAUUUGAUGUUUUGUAUGUUUACAGCUAUGGAUGGACAUAUAUCUUGUUCAUUCGUUUAGGUCUGCAACUAACGAUUACUUUCAUCAUCGAUUAAGCUACCGAUUAUUUCAAUCAAUAACGAUAUUUCAUUUGGCCUAUAAAAUGUCAGACAACAGUAAAAUAAAAUAAAAUCCAAGAUGACUUAAUUAAAUUUCUUGCUUUUUCCAACCAACAGUCAAAAACUGUUAUUACUACUAGUUACUAUUAUAGUGGCCCAAGAAAACAGAAAACAAAGAUUACAUCGGAGAUGUUGGAACUAGUGAAUUUAUGGCAGUUCUGUUUAUAAAAUAACUUAAAAUGUCAUUCACAGACAAAGAAUUGUGCAGUAUGUUAUAUAAAUAGUUAAGUUACUUAUAGUUGUUGUCAGUUAGAGGUUCCUGUUAGACCUUAUGAACUUAUUCAGGAUUAUAAUAAUAAUCACAGAUGAAAAUCCAUUGCAUUUAACAGCUGAUGUCUCUGAAACCCCCAAACAGAAGUGAUGUGUCCUUUUCUGUAGUGGACUUCUGAAACAUGUCAUCAGUUCAAAAUUAUGUUUAUAAGCAAUUCAGUCAUGAAGUAUUGAGCUGAUAAAACAAUGUAAAGUAUGUUUUUUUAGCUAUUAAGGAGGGCCCGGUCUCCUGGGUUAAAUACAUGUGCAGUGAUUUAAUAACACAUUACCAGAAAAAGAAUAAGUGUGAAUAUGCUGUAUUUACUAUACAUUUACUCACUUGUGAUGACAUUAGAUCUUUUAACAUAGUCAUAUAAAAAUCUGUAUUCAGUAACAU
Messenger RNA from Micropterus salmoides (largemouth bass), 1536 nucleotides. RefSeq names its product upper zone of growth plate and cartilage matrix associated b (gene ucmab). Gene Ontology annotation, cellular component: extracellular matrix. Gene Ontology annotation, biological process: regulation of osteoblast differentiation; embryonic skeletal system development. NCBI's taxonomy places the organism in Eukaryota, Metazoa, Chordata, Actinopteri, Centrarchiformes, Centrarchidae. The record is from RefSeq and is a predicted model, not a curated record. The transcript has 5 exons.